Molecule: messenger RNA, 451 nt
Organism: Trichomonas vaginalis G3
Lineage: Eukaryota; Parabasalia; Trichomonadida; Trichomonadidae
Product: HNH endonuclease family
Exons: 1
Source: RefSeq, a predicted model, not a curated record
AUGGAAGGUGAAGGACAUUGGCAAACACUCGAACAUGACAAUGACUAUGAAAUCUUUUCAGAGUACCCUUAUCCAAUUAGACGUAUAAGCAAUAAAAGAGUUGUUAGUGAGUUUGACCAAGGAGAUGGUUAUAUUUGUGUAAAUUUAAACAAACACAAGCUGAUGAAACAUAGAAUAGUUGCAGAAACUUUCAUUCCGAACCCUGAAGGACUUCGUGAAGUAGACCAUAUAAACAGAGACAGAGGAGACUUUCAUAUCUCGAACUUAAGAUGGACGACAAGAAGAGAAAACAUGAGAAAUAUUUCUGGUUCAAAUGGCUAUUGGUUUGACAUUGUUGACUCUCUUCCUGAAGACGCUGUUGAAAUUAUACAAUACUCAUAUCACACGUUAGAGAACUACUACUAUGUCCCAAGUGAAGAUGCCUUUUACUAUUUCAUGGGAACUCAAUACA